AUGGCGUUUAAACUGUCGAUCCUGCUCUGCUCUCUAUCCUUGAUCGUCUCUCCCUUUGUGAACGCGAUCUACGACAGCUGGACCGAGCUUCCCUACUGCGCCCAAUAUUGCUUCACUACGGCGGUCAACAAUUCUCUCGCAGCCUGCGCGGAUGUCCCCAUUGACUGCUUCUGUCGAAGUACUGAUCCCGCCACGAAUUUCAACCUCUGCCUCCAAGCCAAUGUGCCCUGCAACACCAAUCCUUUCAACAACGAUGUCGAGGUCUUCAAAAACACCGUCUUCUGCAACGCUUCCGUGAACAGUGGCUUCUAUUACAUGGCGGGCCCCGGUGCAGCGACGGUCACCUUGGGAAUAGCUCCUGGAGGCAAUCUUUCGGCCACAAUAUUCUCAAGCUUCGCGUCGUCCAUUUCCCCUGACAUGUCAGUCAACCCAACCAAUACCUCAACCAAAUGCACAGAUUUCGAUUCUGUUACUACACCUGCUGUUCUAGGCUUGAUGACCAGCACCUCAACAGUUAUUGUGGAGCUGUCCAGCACUGCCUCAUCCAGCAGCGACCUGAACGGUACUUGGACUGCAACCUCAAUUCCCACCGUUAUCGCUGCUCAAGCUUCUAACAUCGCCGCUCGUGCUCAUGCUGACAUCUGGGAGUUCGCGAGGUUGGGGACAAGCUGCUUCGUGACAUGGAUUCUUGUUGGCAAGAUACUCUAUUGA
This is a messenger RNA of Fonsecaea multimorphosa CBS 102226, 711 nucleotides long. RefSeq lists its product as uncharacterized. The transcript is spliced from 3 exons. NCBI's taxonomy places the organism in Eukaryota, Fungi, Ascomycota, Eurotiomycetes, Chaetothyriales, Herpotrichiellaceae. The record is from RefSeq and is a predicted model, not a curated record. The coding region runs from base 1 to 711 and encodes 236 amino acids.